Molecule: messenger RNA, 2286 nt
Organism: Chelonus insularis
Lineage: Eukaryota; Metazoa; Arthropoda; Insecta; Hymenoptera; Braconidae
Gene: HPS1
Product: Hermansky-Pudlak syndrome 1 protein
Exons: 5
Coding region: 248-2251 (667 amino acids)
Biological process (GO): vesicle-mediated transport
Cellular component (GO): BLOC-3 complex
Molecular function (GO): guanyl-nucleotide exchange factor activity
Source: RefSeq, a predicted model, not a curated record
UACAACAUACCAAUCAAUAUGCUCCGUUUUGAUCAUAAAACAGCGACGUCUUUUUUGUCUAGUGUUUAUAUGUGCAAAUGUCAUUGAACAAGUAUUAUCUCCAUACAUAUAUAAAGUACUGUAGAAUGUAAUGAAAAGUGAAUAAAAAAUUAAAUUCAAUAUAAUUAAUGCAAAUACAAAUCUCUACUGUCUUGACACAGAAACAGAAUCAAUUGUUGCAGUUAGUUUUAAAAUCGUUUAUAAAAAAAUGAGAGGUUUAUUAAUUUUUGAUCAUCUCAAUGAUGUUUUGUUUACAAAAUGUAAUAAGAAAUUUGCAGACCACAUGCAGAACUUGGCAAGACUCCAAGGAUUACUUCAAGAGACGACGAAUGAAGAAGAUAAUUCAUCAAGGCAAUUGAGUGCAAAUAUAAUAAUGCAAUUAUUUUCGCCAAUUGUAACUUCUCAACAAGUUAUGGCUUCUCAAUUUGGAAAUACUUAUACUUCUAUGAAAUGUCAAGAUGGAACGAACAUGGUUUUUGAUAAUUUCAUGGGCUACACAAUUCUUUAUGUUUCCACAGCAGAUAUUGAAUUGAUGAAAAGAACAGUAGGUAUUUGUGUGACUAUUUUGGGACAUAUUUGUGGACCAGAUGUAGCUGUAUUGAGAACAAGUAAACGAAAGGCAAUGCUGGUUUCAUCUCUGUUAGAUGCUUGGAAAGAGUUGCGAGAUUGUGAGCAGAGUAUUUUAACUGAAACAGUAGAACAGCUAAGUGUUAAUACUGAUUUAGCAUCAUCUACUUUAAAAAUUUUACACGAUGCAGCUGACAAACUUAAAACACAGUCUGAUUAUCCAAAUGUACAUAUUUUAGUGCUUGUAGAGCACAAGUUUUUAUCAUUAUAUUCUAGUAAAAAUGCCCAAGAUCUCAGUGGAGCUGACAUUCUAUUAAUGAUAUUAAUGUGUAAAGCUAUAAGCAAAGGUGAACAUACUGAUGAAUAUGAAUGUCAAGAAGAUGCUGCUAAUAUUAUACUGACUCAAAAUAAUUAUUCAAUCGAGGAAACAGAAUCAUUGAAUCUUGACAAAAAGUUUGCCAACCCAACAACUGCUGAUAUCAUGCAUUUAUUUGGAGAUUCACGAGAUUCUUCAAUAAAUGAAGGUCUUAAUUCUCUUGCAGAAGACAGUUUAUUUAGUCAACUAGUUCUUUUAGGAUCAAAUCAAUCAAAAACAGCAAAUGCUGUUCACAUUUUUGAACUUUCAGAAGGAAUUCAUUUAGUAGCAAUAAUGGAAAUAACAAACAUUUCCAUAUCUUCAGGACUUUAUGAUAGUUUUUAUCAUUUAAAUAUGAUGAACAUUCUUCAAUCGCAAAGGGAUAUUGAUGAGUUACGACCAGCAUUUGAACAAUUUGACACAGCAAUAAAAAAGACUGUGGAUGGUAUUAAAAAAAAUCGAGCUUUUGUAACGAAUGAUGUUGAUAUGUGCCAAAGACGUUUACAAGUUAAAUGGGAAUUUGUAAGAAAAAAAUAUGUCGAUUUUUUGAAACUCAGAGAUUCUGAAUCUAUUUUACAAAUUGAGUCCAAUAUGCCUGGAUUCAUAGACACAAUGAAAGAGCUAUUUCGACUUACCUGCUUCAACAGAAGCUUCUUAAAGACUGGAUGUGAUGUUAUUCUGACAGUAUGUCGACUAGUUAGACAAAAAUUCAAUGACUUUAGUGAUUUUCUUAAAGUAAAAGCGCUAAAGAAUUUUACUCUUGGAUCGAGAACGUCUCUAACAAUAAAUAAAUAUCUAGAAGAAUUUCCAGGCCUGGUACAUUUUAUUUAUAUUGACAGAGUUACUCACAGAAUAACUGCACCAACGCUAGAUUUCACUAAUCUCGAAACUCUAGCUCUAAUAAAGAAAAAAAUAUGGUUGAUGAUUGAUCAAAGUAGAAUGCAUCUUCAAGAAGGACAUUUUUCAGUCAUGUGGAAAGAUACUACAUUUAAUUAUGCCUAUUUCCUUUGGUUUGAAGAUAGUUCUGGUUCACCUUUGAAAUGUAAAGCAUACUAUCACCAUCAAAUGAAAAAUUUUCCUGUUCCCGGAGUUCUUUGCGCGGAUUACUAUAAAAAACUAGCCCAAACAUUCUUUCCAAAGCUAUCAUUGAAUAAAAUACGUAUGUAUGAGCUAUAUUGCGUUCAUUUAGGUUUGGCUACUUCAUCUUGUGUACUUGAACAUUCAAGACGAUUAGCUGCAACCAUCUGGGAAGUAACAGGACUUCCGCAUAAUCCUACUGAUAUUUUGUAAAUAAUUUAUUCAUUAAAUAUAUGAGUUUUCCUUUU